ACCGAACGACGACAUCACCGAUCACGAAGGAUGGGUCAUGAGUGCUCUCAAACCCUUUUACAGAGAGAGAGAGGAAGGAAUAAGGGAAGCCAACGGGGAGGCUAUGACACCCAAACGCAGCCGAAAGGACAAGAGAGACAGACACGACGACCACAGAGACAACUACAGGCGACGGUCCAGAAGCAGGAGUAUGUAG
Sphaeroforma arctica JP610 is the source of this 196-nucleotide messenger RNA. RefSeq lists its product as hypothetical. The transcript has a single exon. The annotation marks the transcript as partial. NCBI's taxonomy places the organism in Eukaryota, Ichthyosporea, Ichthyophonida. The record is from RefSeq and is a predicted model, not a curated record.